GGCAGAUAUAUAACUAUCAAAUCAGGAUUUAACCACAAACGAAUUAGCUAUCCUUGCGCGAGCUUUUCUUAUACAAUGCCACCGGCGCCAGGAAACGAUACCACAUACCUAAAGGAUACUGUGGGUGAAGCUUUGGCUCGUGGAUGUGCAGCGACAAUUGGUGCUCAACCAAAUGACCCAGUGGAGUAUCUAGGCCUCUGGCUUUUGAAAUACGUAAAAAAUGCGGAGGUUGAGGGCAACUUCUAUAGGGAGCGGCAGCAGGAACUGCAGCAAAAGAAGGAUAAGCUGGUAAAGGAGGCUCAAGCCGAGCAGGCCCUUAAAUCAGCGGCUGCGACACGCAAGGAGGCCGCGGAGGGUCUCGGCCUACUUGCUGCCGUACCACGCGAUCUCCUGCAGGCCGCCGUACAACUUAUACGACAGCACACCUCGGCUGGCGCCGCUUACGCCGCCAUCAUCACAGACCCCGAGGAGCCCGACUGGACUCCCCCAGAGGACGACGAAGCGGCUGCAGUGGAGUCAGAGGACGAGGGCGAGCCCUCCGCAGCAGCAGCAGCCGAUGGGGAGGACGCGGCUCAGCCCGAUCAGGACGCUGAUGCCGGCGGGGAGGAGGGCAUGGAGGGCGCGGAGGGCGAUGGCGCGCCGCCCGCCCGCAAGAUCCCUCGCCCCGUAGACUACAGCAAGAAGUACUUUGCCUACGUGGCUGCCAGCGCCGGCCAGGAGCACGUGCUGCAGUCCGACCUCUACCGCCCAUCACCCCCUCCCGACGACGCGCCGGAGGACUUCAAGCCUGAGCCGCUGCCGUACACCUUCCGUAUCCUGGACGAGAAGCUGCCCAUGGUGUACGUGGCCAACGUGGCUUCCGAGGAGCGCAUCAAGUUCUUCCGCAACUUCCCCAAGAUCGGCUCCUACCAGGCAUGCGGCGUGUCGCUGGCCUCCAGCGGGGAGUUCAAGGCGCUGCUGGCGGCGGACACGCUGUUCCCGGAGGGUAGCGGCCAGCCGCUGCCGCCUGAGGACAAGGACUUCAUUUGGGAGGUGUCGCAGUCGCUGGGCAAGGCGAUGGACGCGGUGGCGGCGCAGGCGGCGGCGGCGCUGGCGGGCGCCUCGGCGGGAGAGAAGCUGGAGGCGCUGCGGGCGCAGGUGAUGGAGCUGUGGGGGAAAGCGGCGGUGGAGGCGGCGGCGGCAGCCCCGCCCCCGGCAGCCGGCGAGGAGGAGGAGGGCGCCGCACCCCAGGAGGAGGAGCCGGCGCCUGAGGAGCCCGAGGAUGCGGAGGGAGAGGGCGAGGAGGAUGAGGAGGGUGAGGACGGAGAGACGCCCAGACCCCGGAAGAAGAAGGUGGCGGACCCCAUCCCGGGUAUCCAGGCGGCCAUUGCUAAGCUGACAGCGGCAGCGGAGGCGGCUGCUGAGGCGGAGGCGCAUGCGCGGGCGGCGGUGGAGCUGGAGCAGCAGGCCCUGGCGGCGGUGGUGCAGCACAUGCUCACCGUGCCGCAAGCCACCUUCCACAUCGUCAAGGCGCUGCUGCACCUGCUGGGCAAGGAGCCCGCCAGCUUUGCCACCUGGAAGCGCGCCUUUGCGCACUUCACGCCCGCGCUGUUUGAGGACAUGGCGGGCUACGACGCGACGCAGGAGCGCGACAUGGCGCUGUGGGCGCGUGUGCGGUCUUGCUACAAGGCGGUGUCGGCGCCGAAGAAGCUGGAGACGGAGAUGCCCAACACCGCCUUUGGCGCGGUGGCGUUCAUGUACAUCAAGCAGGUGCGGCGAGUGGCCCGGAAGGCAGUGCUCCUCCGGAAGGCGGUGGCUAAGCUGGAGAAGGCGCAGGCGGACGUGACGGCCAAGCAAGCAGCGUUGGAGGAGGCGAUCCGUCUCAAGGCGGAGGCCGAGGCUGAGGCUGCUCGGCAAGCGGAGGAGGCGGCUGCGCGGGCGGCGGCUGAGGCGGCCGCGGCAGCAGCUGCUGGCGAGGGCCAGGCGGAGGGCGGCGAGGGGGAAGCCGCCGGAGAAGAGGGGGAGGAGGGGGAGGGCGAUGAGUGAGCGUGAGCCUUAGGAUGGUCUCGCUAUCUGCCAUCGGAUGCUUGGUAUGUGAUUUAGCGUGCUGCGUGGUAGGGGGGAGCUACAUGUAUAUGUACAUGACGUUUGCGUGAUUCUGUUUGACGCCGCAUUGCAAACACUGCAAGCGUGUAUAGUCGGGUAGUGUUACAUGCAUAGCAUGCAUUGCAAGACGCAGAGUAGGGCGGAGGUAACAACGUACAUAGCACAGGGGCAGGGACAGGUGACUAGCAUUGCUGGUGUCUUUAGGGCUGCGUAUUGCAAUCGUAGGUGACGGUAUGUGGCGGUGUUGCGCGGAAUGAGGAAUAUCGGAUACUUUGGCAGCUGGAGUCUCCUCUGGUAGAGUACAGGUGUUCCAAAGCGACACCGAGUUUAAAUUAUAGGGCGCCU
Astrephomene gubernaculifera is the source of this 2430-nucleotide messenger RNA. The record is from the annotation of a GenBank genome assembly. Lineage: Eukaryota; Viridiplantae; Chlorophyta; Chlorophyceae; Chlamydomonadales; Astrephomenaceae.